AUGCUACCCGCUGCCCUUCUCCUUGCCGGCCUCGCUGCCUUCACCGUCCCAGCCGGUGCAUUAUGGCCAUUUCCAACUAAACGCUUCAGCAAGAAUGCUCUAUUAUCUGCGGGAUCAUUAGGAGUGGAAGGAAGAGUAGUUGCGUUUGGAGACUUCAAUGGAGAUCAGUUUCUCGACCUUAUGACGCUCGCGACGGACCAACGAACAUUAACCGUAUAUCUCUGGGAUCAUGAGUCCUUCAUCUACCGACGGUCUGCUUCCUUCAUCCACUCUGAACGAAUAUACAACGUCGUACCCGGAGACUUUACACAUGACGGAACCCUGGAUGUCCUAGUCAUGUCACAGAACUCCGCCUCUAACUCAUUAUCCUUAUCGCUAUACCCGUCUCUCCCAGGCGGAGGAUUCAGCAGAGAACCCAUAACAUCGACACCCUCCAGCCUCUCUCAACCUAUACCCCUCGACGUCGACGGAGACAUGAAGAUCGACCUUCUAGGCUCGGUACCGAACGACCCAUCACAUCUCAAGAUCUGGCAGAAUGUAUGGAACUCCUCUUCCUCUUCUGGAGAAUUAUACGACGUGAUAGACCCUCCACUGCCCAGCGCGUCAUGUAGGAUAUCGAAUCCGCAUAGUAAUGCGGUGGUCGAUCUGAAUGGAGAUUGCCUUGCCGACAUGUUCCUUGUCUGUGACGACUCGUCAUCGCAGAAGUCCUUCCAGAUCUGGGUGAACAACAAAGACGCUGGCUACAUGCUCGCGCAGAGCGGGAAGCUUCCUAGCGGCACCCAAUCUGUGACCUUCGCGGACAUUGAUCGCGAUGGUACCGUGGACAUGCUUAUCACGACCUGCGAUAGCGUCUCGCAGAGCAGCGGUCUGGGCACAAAGUGUGUAUUGAACGUCGCGUUCAACCAACAGCUCCCGCUGUGCGCACAAGGCUCCUCUUCGUUGUUCUCCGGACCAUCCGAGAAAGAGAAGGCUUCGUGUCGACGAGCGGACGCGCUAUGCGCUGCAGACCCGGACUUCAAGUUCUCCUUCGAGGGCGAUGGAUAUGUAUCGGUGCCGGUAUCAUCUAUCCUUGGACAGACGUCGUCAGGCCACGAUCGACUACUCGUAGUCCUCGAUACGUCAUUCACACCCUCCCUGCCCCUACCACCACAUCUAGGCGACGUCAACCUCGACGGCUUCCCCGACCUCCUGCUUCUCUCCGGAACAGCCCAAGACCGCACCCGCAGCGUCAGCAUAAUCGUCUCCGAACCCUGCGGCGGAAAGGGCGUAAUGGGCUGCGACGUACCCGGCGCCACCCGAGGAUGGAAAGAGCUCAACAAAGACGUGAACGUCCUCGCGAGCGUCGGCGACGCCCGAAGCGCGACGUUCAUGGACAUGGACGAAGACGGCACACUCGACAUCAUGAUCCAGCGCACGGGCGAACAAGGCCAAGGCAACAUCCUCUUCGUACAGAACAACUUCUACUACGACGCGUUCUUCAUGAAAGCCAUCACGCUCAACGGCGCAUGCAUCUCCGGCUGGUGCACACCUUCCGAUCCGACCAACGAUACGGCGUACCACCCCUUCGGCGUCUCCUACUCCGGCGCAUCGUACAAGUACACCGUCCUCGACACAUCCGGCUCGCGCUCAGCCGCCCAGAUCGCGCAACUCCCUCAAACGUCCUACCAGUCCCUCCUCACGCCAUACGCCUACUUCGGACUGGGGCGGACGAACAACUACAUCGAGAACCUGUUCGCGGGAUCGACGAAGCACGAUCAGCAACACUUUAUCAAUAUGGAGAUGGUCAUUCCGAACUCGAAGUUGGUUAUCAAUCCUGCGCCGAAGGGGGACGAGGGGGCGUGGAGGAAGGAGCUGUAUUUGAGGCCGGGGGAGUGGAUCCCUUGGGUGGGCGUUACGGUGUUGGUUACGAUGGUGCUGCUCGCGGGCGUGGUGUUCGUUUUGCAUCUGAAUGAGAAGCGCGAAGACGAGCUGGAGAGGAGACGAGCAUCACACCACAUCAACUUUGAUGCAUUGUAG
Molecule: messenger RNA, 2016 nt
Organism: Peniophora sp. CBMAI 1063
Lineage: Eukaryota; Fungi; Basidiomycota; Agaricomycetes; Russulales; Peniophoraceae
Source: the annotation of a GenBank genome assembly